CUUUUACCCGACGAGAAGGGCCCGGAUGUUACUAUUGAUUCGCCCUGGUGGCCAUCUCUACUUUUGCUUCGUUGGAUGUUGGAACUAAAGAAACCAGCGAAGUAGCCAACUAAGCGAAAGUACCAGCUCUCUCUCUCCCCUCUCUCCUCUCUCUCUCUCUAGGAGUACAAAGUUGAUUUGGUGAUCAAUCAGCCAUGGCGAGCAGUAACAAUGGAAGCGGAGGAGAAGGAGGAGAUCCGCCGCUUAAGCAAUUGGCGGAGCUUGGCAAAACCCUAAAAGAAGGGGAGAGGCUUCUGGCGCCAACCCGACGACCCGACGGUACGCUCCGUAAACCAAUCCGCAUUCGGGCUGGAUAUGUCCCCCAAGAGGAAGUCGCCAUUUACCAAUCCAAAGGUGCUUUGUGGAAAAAGGAGAUGGCCUCAGCGGCUGGACCGCCGGGUUAUGAUGAUAAUUCCGUUGAUACAACGAAACCCAAGACUAAGUCUGUAAAGAGGAACGAAAGAAAAAAGGAGAAGCGGAUACAGGCUGCUCUUGAGAAGGAGAAAACCUCGGAAAGUGGGGAAACAAAGGAAGAAGAAGUUGAAAAUUUGGGUCAUGUAUCAGAAGCUGUUGAGUCAUUGGCAUCUCAGAUGAACGAGCUAGGUGUUUCUUCUAGUCCUUUAGUUACCCCUCCCUCUGACUCAACUGAGAAUUCAUGUCCAGCAGGUCCAGCUCAAGAUAUAGAUAAAAGAAUUCGAGCUCUUAAAAAGAAGAUUCGACUUGCAGAAGCUCAACAGCAGAAAACUAAUCAGCAAGAUGUUAAGUCAGAACAGUUGGACAAGUUGACGAAACUGGAAGGUUGGCGUAAGGAGCUAAAGCUUUUGGAGGAUAAAAAGAAGGCGGAGUCGGCUGCAUUGUAAACAAGGGUUUGUGUCAGAAUCAAGAAACCGUGUUUCGUUUCUCAUUUAUGCUUUUUCUCAUGAAGGCAUGAAUGCUGAUUUUAGAAAGAGGUUCAUCUCUUCAUACUUUGUUCUAUUUAGCUUAAUCUUAUGUGCUUUAUAUGAUCGUACCGUACGGGUACAAUAUAGUACCUGAUCCACCCCUCAUAGGUGACCGUACAUGCCAUGUCUAUUCAUCUCCGUCGUGCUCUUUUGUUUGUCUCUUCAUUCAUGGUUCCACAUUCGCAUCUCCCGGAGAUGCGAAUGUGUUUUUACAUCUCAGAUUUGCAUCUCUCCGUUGGAGAUGCUCAAUCAGUUGUCUCAAAGCAACUUGAGCGGUCCAGCGGUCGUGUGAAUUUGAAUUUUGUGGCUUGUUUGUGGACUGUUUGUGUAAGAUGUGCAAGUUGUCACGAGUCCAUUUUGGCAAGUUA
Malus domestica (apple) is the source of this 1348-nucleotide messenger RNA. Its product is annotated as partner of Y14 and mago. The record is from RefSeq and is a predicted model, not a curated record. Gene Ontology annotation, molecular function: RNA binding. NCBI's taxonomy places the organism in Eukaryota, Viridiplantae, Streptophyta, Magnoliopsida, Rosales, Rosaceae. Gene Ontology annotation, biological process: exon-exon junction complex disassembly. Gene Ontology annotation, cellular component: exon-exon junction complex; cytoplasm.